Molecule: messenger RNA, 1584 nt
Organism: Closterium sp. Naga37s-1
Lineage: Eukaryota; Viridiplantae; Streptophyta; Zygnematophyceae; Desmidiales; Closteriaceae
Source: the annotation of a GenBank genome assembly
AUGGUAGAGAUAAGAGGCGCCAUGAAGGGCCGGCUGGGAGAGCAAAGGACGAGCCCCAUUCUCCCUCCUUCCGUCACCCCGUCCCAUUCUCCCUCCUUCCAUCACCCCGCCCCAUUCUCCCUCCUUCCAUCACCCCGCCCCAUUCUCCCGCUUUCCAUCACCCCCUUCCACUCUCCCGCUUUCCAUCACCCCGCCCCAUCAUCCCGCUUUCCAUCAACCCGCCCUAUUCUCCCGCUUUCCAUCACGCCGCCCCAUUCUCCCGCCUUCCAUCAACCCGUCCUAUUCUCCCGCUUUCCAUCACCUCGCCCCAUUCUUCCUCCAUCCAUCACCCCGCCCCAUUCUCCCUCCUUCCAUCACCCCGCCCCAUUCUCCCGCUUUCCAUCACCCCGCCCCAUUCUUCCGCUUUCCAUCACCCCGCCCCAUUCUCCCGCUUUCCAUCACCCCGCCCCAUUCUCCCGCUUUCCAUCACCCAGCCCCAUUCUCCCGCUUUCCAUCACCCCGCCCCAUUCUUCCUCCUUCCAUCACCCCGCCCCAUUCUCCCGCUUUCCAUCACCCGCCCCAUUCUCCCGCUUUCCAUCACCACGCCCCAUUCUCCCGCUUUCCAUCACCCCGCCCCAUUCUCCCUCCUUCCAUCACCCCGCCCAUUCUCCCUCCUUCCAUCAACCCGGCCCAUUCUCCCGCUUUCCAUCACCCCGCCCCAUUCUCCCGCUUUCCAUCACCUCGCCCCAUUCUCCCGCUUUCCAUCACCCCGCCCCAUUCUCCCGCUUUCCAUCACCCCGCCCCAUUCUCCCGCUUUUCAUCACCCCGCCCAAUUCUCCCUCUUUCCAUAACCCCGCCCCAUUCUCACUCUUUCCAUCACCCCGCCCCAUUCUCCCUCUUUCCAUCACCCCGGCCCAUUCUCCUGCUUUCCAUCACCCCGCCCCAUUCUCCCGCUUUCCAUCACCUCGCCCCAUUCUCCCGCUUUCCAUCACCCCGCCCCAUUCUCCCGCUUUCCAUCACCCCGCCCCAUUCUCCCGCUUUUCAUCACCCCGCCCAAUUCUCCCUCUUUCCAUAACCCCGCCCCAUUCUCACUCUUUCCAUCACCCCGCCCCAUUCUCCCUCUUUCCAUCACCCCGGCCCAUUCUCCUGCUUUCCAUCACCCCGCCCCAUUCUCCCGCUUUCCAUCACCUCGCCCCAUUCUCCCGCUUUCCAUCACCCCGCCCCAUUCUCCCGCUUUCCAUCACCCCGCCCCAUUCUUCCUCUUUCCAUCACCCCGCCCCAUUCUCCCUCUUUCCAUCACCGCGCUCCAUUCUCCCGCUUUCCAUCACCCGCCCCAUUCUCCCGCUUUCCAUCACCACGCCCCAUUCUCCCGCUUUCCAUCACCCCGCCCCAUUCUCCCUCCUUCCAUCACCCCGCCCAUUCUCCGUCCUUCCAUCAACCCGGCCCAUUCUCCCGCUUUCCAUCACCCCGCCCCAUUCUCCCGCUUUCCAUCACCUCGCCCCAUUCUCCCGCUUUCCAUCACCCCGCCCCAUUCUCCCGCUUUCCAUCACCCCGCCCCAUUCUCCCGCUUUUCAUCACCCCGCCCAAUUCUCCCUCUUUCCAUAA